Schistocerca nitens (vagrant locust) is the source of this 583-nucleotide messenger RNA. It is a transcript of the gene pen-2, whose product is annotated as gamma-secretase subunit pen-2. The coding region runs from base 100 to 405 and encodes 101 amino acids. Gene Ontology annotation, cellular component: gamma-secretase complex. The transcript is spliced from 3 exons. Lineage: Eukaryota; Metazoa; Arthropoda; Insecta; Orthoptera; Acrididae. The record is from RefSeq and is a predicted model, not a curated record. Gene Ontology annotation, biological process: Notch receptor processing.
UUUUGAUCUUUGGUACAGUGUUGUGAAUGUGAUAAUGGGUGUGCGUAAGUUGACAGCUGUUCGUUAGACGUCAGUGAGUUUUGUGUUGAUAUAUCCGCUAUGGAUUUGUCUAAAAUUAAAAAUGAAAAGAAGCUAUAUCUAUGUCGAUGGUACUUCAGAGCGGGCUUUGCAUUUUUGCCAUUUCUGUGGUGCAUAAAUGCUAUAUGGUUUUUUCCGGAAGCAUUCAAACGACCAGAGUAUGAAGAGCAAAAACCUAUCAAGAAAUAUGUGAUUUUAUCUGCGAUUGGAGCUAUUAUUUGGACUAUAAUUCUGGUGUCAUGGAUUGUCAUGUUUCAAACACACAGAGCAGAAUGGGGAGCUACAGCUGAUUACAUGUCUUUCAUUAUACCAACUGGGGUCCCAUAACUGCAGAACUUUGUGGUUUGUGUUAAUCAUUUGUUCUCAGAAGGAGACUAUAAACUGUGAGCCCGUGAUUUUUCAUUAUCUUAAUAAUACUGAACCUAUUGGGAGACAAACUUUGUUUUAAAAGAAGCAUUGUAAAUAUAAUGUAGUAUUGGAAUAAACUUGAGAAACACUGUCAAAA